GCAACAGAAAUCGGCUCAAACGGCGAAAAAUAUUGGUGGUGUUCGGUUCUACGUCGCGCAAAGUCCCGCAGAGCUAAGAAUAUAUCUCAGAAAAUCGGAAAUUUACAGAUUCACUUAAGUUCACGGUGUGUAGCCAAGCCAUUGAAAAAGUAACGACCGAAAUAAAUUCAACAAUUCGCAUUGCAACUGCAAAUCUAAAGUGUGCUCAGGCCAACGAAGUGAGAAAGGAAACAGAGAGGCACUGAAUUGUUAAUAAACGUGUAAUAACAAUCCGGCAAAUAAACCCGAUUCCGAUCUACAGCAGAAAAACCUUAGGCACCCAAUAAACAUACAUCUCCUAAUGCAUCAGCUAAGCAACAGUAUUUUUGCUCAACAAUAAAUUUACGAAAACUCACAAGGCAAAAAAUACAAGAAUAUUUUAAUAGCCGUGAUUAUUUGUAGCAUUUCAAUAAAAGCACUGAAGAUACGAGCAGCAAAGAGAACGCAGCGAGCUUAAGCCAACAACGUAGUACGACUAGCAAAAGACACCACCAAUUUAAUUUUUAUCUAGAAAACCAUACAAUACCGCAAGCAAAGUAGCCAAAAUCUCUUAUGUAUAGUAUAUGUAUCGAUCAUUUAUGAUUGACACAUAUCAAAGUUAUAUUUACAAAACCCAUAACUUAGUCGGAAAGUGAGCCCAUAAAAAGACAAAACAACUGCUGCGAUACAGACCGCUGAAUACGGUCAGAUCCAGAUACAUUUUCAUCUAAACCGAGUGAAGACAAAGGCAGCAAAAUAGAUACCAUGGAAGACAAUAACACGAGCAGCAGUGCGGGCGGUGCGUCCAUCAAACACGAGGAUCCAUCGGUGACACUCACAAUAAGGCUGAUUAUGCAAGGAAAGGAAGUUGGUAGUAUUAUUGGUAAAAAGGGUGAAAUUGUCAACAGAUUUCGUGAAGAGUCUGGUGCCAAAAUCAACAUUUCGGAUGGCUCAUGCCCGGAACGGAUUGUGACUGUGUCUGGUACAACUAAUGCAAUCUUUUCGGCAUUUACGCUUAUUACAAAGAAGUUCGAAGAGUGGUGCUCGCAGUUCAAUGAUGUAGGCAAAGUUGGCAAAACUCAAAUACCUAUUCGAUUGAUUGUACCCGCCAGUCAAUGUGGAUCGUUAAUUGGCAAGAGUGGUUCCAAGAUCAAAGAAAUUCGCCAGACCACGGGCUGCUCUAUCCAAGUGGCCAGUGAAAUGCUGCCCAAUUCGACGGAGCGGGCGGUUACCUUGAGCGGCAGUGCCGAGCAGAUUACCCAGUGCAUCUAUCAGAUAUGUCUUGUCAUGUUGGAGUCCCCGCCACGCGGUGCUACCAUCCCGUACCGACCAAAACCGCAGGUUACUGGCCCCGUAAUCCUGGCCAAUGGACAGGCCUUCACCAUUCAAGGAAACUACGCAGUGCCCACACAAGAGACCUGUCCAGUAUUUCCACUUGCUCUGGCUACCGGCGGUCUACAUGCUGGUAUCUCAGGCUUGGCGGAUCCUUUGUUAAAGGGGGCACAUUUACAAGGAGCGAUACCAGCACACCACCAUCACCUACAGCAAAUGCCCGAUGUGGCGAAGAACCCUCUGGCCAGUCUGGCUGCCUUGGGUCUGGCUGGGAUGAAUCCGGCCAGCACUGGGGGCAUCAACCACACAGGUGAGUUGAGCGCUUCUGCGGCCAGAUGCCAGACAGAUUUCCAAUCUAAUCUAGGCUCUGCCCCAGCAGCCUUGGCUGCACUGGCUGGGUCGCAACUGCGUACAGCGAAUCCCGCGAACCGAGCCCAGCAGCAGCAGCAUGAGAUGACCGUCUCAAACGACCUGAUUGGCUGCAUCAUUGGCAAGGGCGGCACCAAGAUUGCCGAAAUCCGCCAAAUCUCCGGCGCCAUGAUUCGGAUCUCCAAUUGUGAGGAGCGCGAGGGCGGCAACACCGACCGCACCAUCACCAUCAGCGGCAAUCCGGACUCGGUGGCCCUGGCCCAAUACUUAAUCAAUAUGAGAAUAUCAAUGGAGACUGCUGGUCUGCCCAUACCCGGUUACCACUACAUUGCGCCCAGUGCAAUUGUUAAAACUCCCAUUCACUAAAUGCAACAAUUAACCACAAGCUAUACAACAGCCACAGCAACCAACUGGAAGCGGAGGAGGACACCGGCAGAGAAGCAGCAGAAACAUGAAACGUCAAAUGUUAAAUCAUAAGCAAUAUAACAAAACGGAAAUUUAAGGAGAACAGAACCCAUAUGACACUAUCAGCAAUCACACAUUGAAUACAUUACACUCAUACCCCCAGACACACUCAUAGACAGACUCGAAGAGAACCAUACAUACACGUUAUAUUUAUUCAUUGAUUCUUAUUAAUUAUGAUAUUUUUCAUUAAGUUUUAAAUGCAAGGGCAAACAAAUACAAGAACUUUUAUGUUAAACCGUUUUCGAGGGGCCCAACGGAUCACGUGUGGCCACCUAAAGUAAGAACAGAACAGCAAUUAAUUGUAAGAUUAGUCAAAAUGAAGACAAAAUAAAAAAUAUAAAAAUCAAUUAACCACGUAAACAUACAAAAAUACGAGAACGGCAGAAAUUUCAAAAUGCAGUUAAUUCUAAGCCAACUAUUUGUGCAUGAGCAUGACCAAAAAAGAAACAGCAAACACAAGUAAAACAAAACAAAAAGAAAAAAAGAGAAAGGAUAUGAAUGAGACAUUGAACAGACAAGCAAACAAACCAAGCAAGCAAAGACAGACAGAUGAUUACAGACACAACAUAAAUUGCAAAUAUUUACAGUAAAUUGCAUCUAGCAUCGAUGUUUGCGUUUGUUAGUUGUUUGUUUAUAUGUAUAAAUAUAUAUUAUAUAUAGACACGGCGAUAUAUUGAUAUGAUAAUUUUUAUUUUAUUAUUUCUAUUAUGGUAAUUGUUAUCGAAAUUGUAUUUGUGAUUUUUGAAUAUGUUUAGACUGAUGUGCAAAAUUGAUUCUGUUUAUUAAUUACAAGUAAACUACACAUAAACAAUUAUGGACUAAUUACUAGAUAUCUCUUUCUUUCGUUCUAUCUUCUAAUGAAAUUACUCAUUUAUUCAAAAUUAGAUUUAAUUUGUUGACAGCAACAAACCUUGAUAAACGAUAAUUUAACUAGCAAAGGGAUUUCCAAUUGAAUAUCUUUUCAAAAAUGUUGAAGUUUCUUUUGUUUGGUUUCUAGUUAAAAUGCCUACUGCUGAAUGGUAAACCACAUUUAAUCUACUUACAAAUUAGCGAAAACAAUUCGAGUUACAAUAAUAAUUUAUAAGCACUUUUGCGGCGAUUUAAAAGACUUUCUGAAGCGUUGAAAAAAACGAGAAAUGGAUUUAAAUAUUAUAUUACAAUUAUGCUUAAAUUAAAGUAUAAUUUAAAUUUAUUAGCUGUUAAAUUUAUACGCAAAAAAAACUAAAAAACAAAACAAAAAACAACCACAAAAAAAGAGAACAUCAAAAAUAAACUGAUUUUCAAUGUUAAAAUUAAAUUAAUUUUAUUCUAAUUUAGUUGAUAGGCUGGGCAGUUAAAACCAAAAAAAUCAACAAAAACACAAGUGUGGUAAUUACUUUAAGUCACACUAAAACGUUUAGUUACUUACACACACUAAUUUACAAUAAAGCCUCUGGAUAUGAGCUAAACGAUGUCGAAAACCGAAGGUGAAAGCGAGAGCAUCAGUUUGCAAAAUGGCAAAAUGUGUCAAAUUUUAUUAUACAUAUUAAUUAUUUAGUAAGAGAAUUAUCAAAGCAUAAAAGAAAACAAAAAACAUAUCCACAGCAACCGAAAACCAAUCUAACCACAACUUAUUAUAUUAACCAACACAAGAUUCAGAAUGAAUAAAUUAUAAAUCCAAACAAUGCAUACAUAUAACGGCAAACAUAUCCCAGAGAACGCAAUGCAUAAAUCUAUAUAAAUAUCUAUGAUUUAUAACUAUCCCACAUCUUAUCGCGGUAAACGUUUUGACUUGAAAAAUUGAUUAAUGGUGGAUUCAAAAGUGAAUUCGCUAAACACAUUCACUUUUCAACACUCGAAAUUGAUUUUAAGUUUCAUCAGCCAUUAAUAAUUUAACAUCUUCCGCUCACACAAAAAAGACAAACUUAUGAAACAACAAAACUUGAUUACAGGAAAUUGUUAAUAGCAUAAAGAUUAAUACUAUAAAUAAAUGAACUUGUAAACCACAAUAAGACAAGCCUAGCCAAAAACGUUAGCUCCUCUUGUUAAAAUACCGAUGAACUUCUCGAGGAUAGAGCAUCAGGCAGGCGGUGGAUAAAUGAUAUCAUAUGGCGAAACUAUUUCGUGAUUUUAGUGACAAAUAUAUUUCGCUGACGACAAACAAUUUGAAGCAAUCAUUUUGAAAUCAAGAACUUCGGUUCCCAACUUAGGGCGGAUCGGAAGGAAAAAGAAAAUAUUGAGAAACAGAAAUGGAAAAUCAGUCAAGAAACCGUAUAUCUAUAUAUAAAUAAAUUAUAUAUCUAUAUAUAAAUAUACAUAAAUUAAAUAUAUACUUAUUAUUAUGUACACUUGUAUUUAAAUGUAUUUGAAAUAUUUAGUAAAUUUUUUGCGCAAGUUACACAAAAAAAUAACAAACAAAAACACUAAAAAAAGAUGAAGGCGGCUAUGGAGAUAGACGGGUCAACAGUGGCUAACUGGGAUUAUUUGUAAAAUAAAAAAAUAAUGAAAGGGAUAAUUAAUUUAUGUGUAUGUGUGUAUAAGAGAAAUAGCUCAAAAAGAUUUCACAAACAAUUUUUACUAAAUAUGCGUGUAAUUAAUGUAAUUAUUAACGACAUUUUGUUGAUAACUUGUAAAUUUGCAAAGGAAAAAUACGUGUAAGAAAAGCAAUUUUAAUGGUGCCUUAAAAACCAAACCAAGCAAAUUUCUUCUAGCCUGCCUUGCCUGCCCCCCCUCAGCAAACUCAGUACUCAACUGGAUGGCAUGUGAGUUUUCCACUCCUUUCUCCUACUCUUCUUGACACUUCCCACGAGCUCCUGUGCUUGAUCGAUCGGAUCAGAUCGGAUCGGACCAAGUGGCAGAGCCCGCUGAUAUCGUGCGAUAUGCUUAACUAAAGCAGAGCUAUCGUUUCGGCAUAAGAAUUUAUCCCUUUUAGCGACACGAGGUGGCCCACAAUUGCUCAAAGCUAUCCGAGUCUGUGCGCAGUUGCCCGUUACACUUCGAUUCGAAUUCGAAUCCGAGAUUGAUUUGGAUUCGGUUGACAACCGAACUUAGCUGCAAGUACACGUAGUUGAUUACGACACUGAGACCCAAGAGAAUAUCAACAAUUAGCCCGAACAAGUGGAUACCCAGAACACAAGCAAAACAACAAACACAUUAUUAAAAUUAUAUACAUAUACAGCAAACCAAACACACAUAUUAAUGUUUCUCUCAGUGUAAUUACAAAUCACUUGAAUGUAUUUGCUCACAUUUUUACAAUACAUGUCGAAGAACUCUACACAAUAAGCAACAAACGUAAAAGCAUUUAAGGCACUUGAUCGGUCGAAUGAAUGAUGGAUCGUUGGAUGGAUGCAAGGUCAUUGUUAAAGAAAACGCAACUGUAGGAAAAGAGUAUAAAAAACAGUAUAAAGGAAAACCAAUCCAAAAAAAAACAUAUUUAUAUACAAAUAUAAAGAAAAAUGAAACUUAACAUUAAGGUAUUUUAGAUAUUCUUAUUUAAUAUCCAGAAAAAGACAAGAAAUUAUACGAGCAGAGUUUGAAAUUGGUCGCGGAGGUAGGGAGAUUGAAAUGGGAGAUCGGGUCUAAGUAAUGAACAAAUAUAUGUGUAUUUAACUAACUAAAUAUUGGUGUUAGAAUUGUUAAGGAAACUCUAGAAAUUUGGAAAAGACAUGAUAGAAUCAGAGAGAGGACGCCUUGCGAUUUACGGGAGAGUGCUCCACCGAUUCAUCCUGCUGGAGAAUGCUAACAAUCCUGUUAUUCGAUUCUGUAACUUACUUAUUGGUUGCCACAUUAUCGCAAUAUAGCGUAUGAGCCGCAUACACAGAGAGAACGGAAAAUAUAACUACGUGUAUUCCAAUUCAUCAAAGCAAUUGAAGAAUUAAUAGAACACCUAGACAGGGACGAAGCUACGUUCACUUGUCACUAGAAAUAUACGAAACAUCUAAGGUUUCUCAGCAUAACAAAGCGAAUCAAAGCAAAACCAAUUAUCGAGCAUAAUAUCUUAUAAACCUACGUAGAGCAACAACUUAACCACUAACAUACACACAUGCAUGUAUACAUAUAGACAGCAGCAACAGGGUCUAAUAGCUUCUUCAGACAAUAUAGGUAGGUAACCCUGGGUAUUGGAAUCGGGUCGGACGAACCGAAUAGAUACACUUAAAUUCAAAGGUGUUUUCAAUGAAAUUAGCAUAUGUAUAUGUUUAUGUAUAUGUGUGUGUUUGUAUAUGUGUAACAAUCUCAAUCCAAAACUGGGAAACGAAAACCAAGAAGAUCACUGCAUUUCCUUGUUAAUCAGCAUGUGGAUAAUGAAAGGAGGCAAACUAUUUGCCUAGCAUUUCGGACUCUCUCUUACUCUCAUCUUUGGAGAAGACGAAAGGAAUGAAUAUGCAGCAUAAAAUUGAUAAAACUGAACAAUUGGGAUCAACUUAUAUUUUAAAUAUAAGAUUAAAUUGUAAAGACAAAACCAAAGCAAACCUUUUAAUUAAGCCCCGGAGUUUGUAGAAGUUACGUAAAUCUAGCAACGUCUAAAAAUGUAGAGGAGGAGAACACAAUUUGUGCCAAAACAAUGAGGUAGCAGGCGAAGCAGACGAACAAUAGAUACCAACUUUAACUGGCCAAAAGCACAACAGCAGCCACAAACGAGAACACAAAGUUAAUUCUUUGCUUUUUUUCGGGGAACAACACAUAGGAAUUAUACGAAUUUCAAUGGAUUCACAGUCGUCAGACAGCUACUCACAAAAGUAUUUAAAUGUUCACAUUUGCUCAAGGCAAAGCACUUAAAGGAGCUUAUUUAACGAAAACCAAAACCAAAUCAAAUCAAUACUGAACCAUAUAGAUGUGUGUAAUAAUUUCCACAUAAAUAAUAUUCAAUUUGGCUGUAUUCGCAGUUUUAUUGCUAGAAGGUGCCAAAGAUCCCAGAUGAACCAAAGCUAAAUUGGACGGCAGUUCAUUCCCCAUUGGUUUCGUUGCAUACUUUUAGGCGAAACAUUGAGGCGUUCAAGACUUGCGUUGCACUUCGUUAGCCCCUGAGAUUAUGUUGCCAGUCUGCGUACACAAGCGAAAGGAAGGCAACCCAGUCGCACCUAAAUAAAUUACCGAUUAAUUGGGAAAAUUAAAAGUAAACAAAAGCAAAAACUAACUAAACAUAUUUACAAGUUGAAGAAAACUGCAAGGCAAUCAUAUAACUAGAGCUUCAAUAAUAAAAAAGGACAAAUGUCAUAAAAGAAGGGAAUUAUGGCUAUGAACCCAGUUGAAAUGCCUAGAAAGUGUUUUGGAUAAAUAUAUAUUUAAGCAAUACUCACAAAUGGAUUAAAACUAUUUGCGUUAUUAUUGUGGUUAAAGUAAAACAAAGGAGGGGUAAAAAGAACAAAACCAAAAGUUAGUGCCAAUUUUUAGUGCAAAUUUUUGCGUAAUUGUUUUCAUUUAACGUUAUUAAAGAUACAUCAAGUUAAAAAUUAAAGCAAACGAACAGUUGGUUUCAGAACCACCAAUUUUUGGGAAAUUUCAAACCAGAGACAAGGAGGACCUAAAAAGGCAAGGACCGACGGACGAACUUAAGGCAAACCAGCUCGUAGCACUCAGCACCACAUAGUUUUCGAUCUGAACCAAAGUGUGUAGUUUAGUGUAGAGGCUAACUAACCCACGUACAUGUAGCUUAGCUCAAGAUACAUUGUCACCAUUCUUUUGCACUCCAGAGCCGGACUAGGGGGCUUUAGCAUCGCCUUAGGUCCCAGGAUACACUUUGAGAACAGCAGAACACGAAAUUUUAAGUUACAGUAAACUAGAAGCAAAACUAUGAAAACACAAACACAACCGCAAAGAGAAACGAUGCAAUGUUAAAUCGGCUAUCGCAAGCAUAAAAUUAAAGUUAAACCAUAAGUGAAAUUAAUAUUGUUUAUCUGUGUACAACAAUAAUAUUAAAAUAAUUCCUAAAUGUGUAUUAUGACUCCAUAAAGAACAAAAGAAACCGAACAACACUCAACCGAACUCAUUGACACACGGCUAUAUCGGAGUGACAUGGGGCAGAUUGGAUCAGACCGCUCGGAAGGGACCGAAACCCCACGAUCUGUGGGGCGUAGGGGCUUCGAUCUCAGACCCGGACAGCCCUAUAGACGAUGCUCUUCAUAUGUUAGACUUUAGACACA
Drosophila rhopaloa is the source of this 8303-nucleotide messenger RNA. RefSeq names its product poly(rC)-binding protein 3 (gene mub). Gene Ontology annotation, molecular function: mRNA binding. The coding region runs from base 784 to 2085 and encodes 433 amino acids. NCBI's taxonomy places the organism in Eukaryota, Metazoa, Arthropoda, Insecta, Diptera, Drosophilidae. The record is from RefSeq and is a predicted model, not a curated record. The transcript is spliced from 10 exons. Gene Ontology annotation, biological process: regulation of RNA metabolic process; regulation of gene expression. Gene Ontology annotation, cellular component: cytoplasm; nucleus.